CUAUUAGAACACGUAGUCAGUCUUGCUCUUUCUUGGCUUUCCCUUCCGAGAAAUGCAUUGCUGAGUACAAAUGGCGUAUCUUCUCCCCCAUUGAUUCCGACACUGCUUCCCUAGGGUUUCCUGUGAUAUCGCGCCCAAAAUUGAUUGAUCUCUCGGCUUCUACUUUGCUCUGGAUGAGAAAUUCUCGGGCUAUGAACCGCGAUUUCGAUGAAAUCUCCGAGGAGGAGUGGUCCCAGUACUCCUUCAACCCCUCUCGAGUGCUCAAGCGGCCACGAACACCGAACAGCACGCGAUCGGAGAAUCCGCCACCUUCUAUUGAAUCGUUCACGUUCAAGAGAUCGCUAGCGGCGCCGGAGAACAGCGGCGAUUGCGUUGAGGUGCAGAACUUGGGAGAUUCGGAUUCGGAGGAGAAGAACACGAAUGGGGAGGAUAUUUUGUUAGAGGACGAGGAGUUAGAGGUGGUGACUCGAGCCGGUCGCGCUGGUCGGCGGUUUGUGGUGGAAGACGAGGAAGUGAGCGACGACGGUUUUGAUAACGAGAUUGAGCUCAAUUCCAGCGAGGAAGAAGCUGACGGAGGAGGAGAUGAUGAUGUUGUUGGGAAGGCACUGCAGAAGUGCGCCAAAAUCUCGGCGGAUCUUCGGAAGGAGCUCUACGGUAGUUCUUCAGGGACUACAACUUGUGAAAGGUACUCUGAAGUGGAAGCUUCUACCGUGAGGAUCGUCACACAGACAGAUAUUGAUGAAGCCUGUUGGACUGAAGAUUCUGAUUUUCAGCCUCUACUCAAGCCAUACCAGUUGGUUGGUGUUAAUUUUCUUCUUCUGUUGUACAAGAAGGGCAUUGGGGGAGCAAUUCUGGCCGAUGAGAUGGGUCUUGGGAAGACCAUUCAGGCGAUUACAUAUUUGACCCUUCUAAAGCACUUGAAUGAUGACCCUGGCCCCCAUUUGGUUGUAUGUCCUGCCUCUGUCUUGGAAAACUGGGAGAGAGAACUCAAAAGAUGGUGUCCCUCAUUUUCUGUGCUCCAAUAUCAUGGGGCUGCUCGAGCAGCCUAUUCUAAAGAAUUGAGUUCUUUGUCAAAAGCUGGAAAGCCGCCGCCAUUUAACGUGCUUCUUGUGUGUUAUUCACUAUUUGAACGUCAUAGUGAACAACAGAAAGAUGACCGUAAAAUACUGAAGCGUUGGUGCUGGAGCUGUGUAUUAAUGGAUGAAGCCCAUGCUUUGAAGGAUAAGAACAGUUAUAGGUGGAAAAACUUGAUGUCUGUGGCCAAAAACGCAAAUCAGCGUCUGAUGCUGACAGGAACGCCUUUACAAAAUGAUUUGCAUGAAUUAUGGUCGUUGUUGGAGUUCAUGUUACCCGAUAUCUUUUCUACGGAAGACGUUGACUUGAAGAAACUCUUGAAUGCAGAAGAUACUGAGUUGAUAAUUCGCAUGAAAUCUAUCCUAGGUCCCUUCAUCUUGAGGCGUUUAAAAUCUGAUGUCAUGCAGCAACUUGUUCCAAAGAUUCAACGGGUUGAGUAUGUAUCUAUGGAUAAACAGCAGGAGGCUGCAUAUAAAGAAGCAAUAGAAGAAUAUCGAGCUGCUUCUCAAGCACGACUUUCGAAGCUUUCUUCAAAAGACUUGAAUUCUAUUGCAAAGGCUCUCCCAAAGCGUCAGAUUUCAAAUUAUUUUACUCAAUUUCGGAAGAUAGCAAAUCAUCCAUUGUUAAUUAGACGGAUAUACAGUGAUGCGGAUGUAGUCCGCAUUGCUAAGAAGUUACAUCCAGUUGGUGCAUUUGGAUUUGAGUGUUCCUUGGAAAGAGUAAUCGACGAAAUUAAGAGCUACAAUGAUUUCAAUAUCCACAGGCUCUUGUUCCAAUUUGAUGUUACUGAUUCCAAAGGAACCCUCUCAGACGAGCAUGCUAUGCUCUCAGCAAAAUGCCGGGCAUUGGCUGAAUUUCUCCCAUCGCUGAAAAAAGACGGCCAUCGAGCUCUAAUUUUCAGCCAGUGGACGUCAAUGCUCGAUAUCCUAGAGUGGACUCUUGAUGUUAUUGGUGUCACGUAUAGAAGACUCGACGGCAGUACACAAGUCACAGACAGACAAAGCAUAGUAGACACGUUCAACAACGACAGAUCAAUAUUUGCAUGUCUGUUGUCGACAAGAGCAGGGGGACAAGGUCUGAACUUGACAGGAGCCGAUACGGUCAUCAUUCACGACAUGGAUUUCAACCCACAAAUAGACAGGCAAGCUGAAGACAGAUGCCAUCGCAUCGGCCAAUCAAAGCCCGUCAGUAUCUACAGGCUGGUGACGAAAGGAACGGUGGACGAGAACAUUUACGAGAUUGCGAAGCGGAAACUGGUUCUGGACGCGGCGGUUCUUGAGUCGGGAGUGGACCUAGAUAACGGCGGAGACACGCCUGAGAAAACUAUGGGUGAAAUUCUUUCCUCCCUUCUUAUGGGCUAAAAGGAUUCAUGUGUCAUCAUCAUUACAGCUUUUCAGGGGGCUAUAUCAAUGAGAAACUCAAUUCCAUGAAAUGGACGUAAAAACAGAUGAAAACGAAGCAAUGCUAACCUACAGAUUAUUAUAUAUAAGAUCAAUCAUCAAUUCAUCUCUUUUGUUCUAACGACUAUAAUUAUCCACCUUUCCUCUACUCUUCAUGCUACUGUUUUCUGUAUGGUCAUACGUAUGUAUCCAUGCAUGCAUGUACUUGUUUUUAUGUAGUUUGUUAUCUAUCUUGUACCUUGGGUUGCA
Molecule: messenger RNA, 2723 nt
Organism: Tarenaya hassleriana
Lineage: Eukaryota; Viridiplantae; Streptophyta; Magnoliopsida; Brassicales; Cleomaceae
Product: protein CHROMATIN REMODELING 19-like
Exons: 12
Coding region: 174-2435 (753 amino acids)
Cellular component (GO): nucleus
Molecular function (GO): ATP binding; DNA binding; chromatin binding
Source: RefSeq, a predicted model, not a curated record